This is a messenger RNA of Trichoderma aggressivum f. europaeum, 771 nucleotides long. RefSeq lists its product as uncharacterized. The record is from RefSeq and is a predicted model, not a curated record. Gene Ontology annotation, cellular component: outer membrane. NCBI's taxonomy places the organism in Eukaryota, Fungi, Ascomycota, Sordariomycetes, Hypocreales, Hypocreaceae. The transcript has a single exon. Bases 1 to 771 code for a protein of 256 amino acids.
AUGAGCGGCUACGGCUACGGAAACGAGCACGGUCAGAACAAUGACUACAAUCAGCAGGGCCACCGACCCGGCGGUUCUGCCAACGCCUACUACGAGGGGGCUUCGAACGAGCAGCAGGGCUAUCACACACAAUACCAGCAGCCCCCUCCGCCAUAUGGCAACGAGAGUCACCAGCAAGGCCACGGCGGACCCCAGCAGGGCUAUGGCGGGCCUCAGGAGGGUGAGCGAGGCCUGAUGGGAGCUUUGGCUGGAGGUGCCGCCGGAGCUUUCGGUGGUGCCAAGUUUGGAGGCCAGGCCACCGGCCACUCCAAGACAAGCGGUGUUGUCGGAGCCAUUGUCGGAGCCAUUGCUGGAUCAAAGCUGCAGGACGGCGUCUCGGACUGGCGAGAGGACCGAAAGGAGGAGAAGCACGACGCAAAGAUGUACAAGGAGGAGAAGAGAUACGAGGAGCACAGACAUGAAGAGGAGCGCCGCCGCCGCGGCUCUCGCAGCCGCUCCCGAAGCCACUCCCGCCGUCGCUCCCGAUCCAGCAGCAGCAGUUCCAGCGGUUCAUCAAAGAAGAAGCAUCACCACCACUCGCGCUCGCGUUCACGCUCUGGCUCCCGAUCGCGCGGUCACGGAAACACCAUUGUUGUUCAGCAGGGAGACACUCUCCGUGCCAUUGCUACUCGCUACGGCACCUCGUUUGAGGCUAUUGCCAGGCACAAUGGCAUUGACAACCCUGAUUUGAUCUACCCCGGCCAGGUUCUGCGGGUGCCCGAACGUUGGUAA